This is a messenger RNA of Condylostylus longicornis, 2115 nucleotides long. It is a transcript of the gene ems, whose product is annotated as homeotic protein empty spiracles. Gene Ontology annotation, molecular function: DNA-binding transcription factor activity, RNA polymerase II-specific; DNA binding. The record is from RefSeq and is a predicted model, not a curated record. Lineage: Eukaryota; Metazoa; Arthropoda; Insecta; Diptera; Dolichopodidae. The transcript has 2 exons. Gene Ontology annotation, biological process: neuron differentiation; brain development; central nervous system development. Bases 166 to 1809 code for a protein of 547 amino acids.
UGUAAAAAUAUUAAAAGUUGUUAAUCAAUCUUAGUUAAAUUGAAAUAUUUAAUGAAAAAAAAUAUUUGAACAAAAUAAAAACAUCGAGUAAAUCUUUUUAAAAAUUCUAUGUGCAUUAAAUUUUAAAAGGAAAGAAAAAAGUUGUUAAUUUUCAAAGUGUAAUUUAUGACUAAAAUGAUUCCGCCGGCUCCAACAUCCGCUGUGAUGAUGCCAACACCGAAACAAAAAAUUGGAUUUAGUAUUGAAUCAAUUGUUGGCAAUGAUGCAUCACCAUCAACCAACUCUUCUGCAACAACAACAACAUCACAUACAACAACAACUUCACCACCACAAACAAAUUUAAAUAAUUUAACAAUGUCACCGACAUCACCAACAACACAACUUCAUCAUCAUAUAGGGCAACUUCAACAGCUUCAUCAUCAUGCAAUACAUCAACAUCAUCAUCAUCUUAAUCAUCAAAUUCAUCAACAUCAUCAGCAUCAUCAAACUUCACCUAAGACUGGAGAUAUGCAACAAACAUCAAUAUCACCAAUACCACAUCAAAAUCAAAGACCACAAGAUAUACAAGAUUUAAUAAAUCGAUUGCAAAAUACAGCAAAUAAUUUAGUUAAUAAUAAUAACAAUAGUAAUAGCAAUAAUAAUAUACAAUUUUCAUCGUAUAGUCCACCUUUGACACAAACAAGAUUAUCACCAGAUGUUCCUCCAUUAGCUUUACAUUUAAAACGUGAAAGAUCUCCACCACCAUCAUCUCAUGGUAAUUUAACACCACCAAUAUCAACAUCACCAUCGCCAUCAUCAAAUACAACACCGAAUCCAAUUAAUUUAAAUUGUAAUAAUAACAAUAAUAGCAAUAAUAAUAAUAGCAAUAAUUAUCCAAAUAGUAGUAAUCAUUCAAUAAAUCAAUCACCAUCUUCAUCACCAAAUAAUUUAAAUCAUCAUCAUAGUUUAAGAGAUAGUCAAUCACCAUUAUUAUCAACAUCAACGGCCACAACAACACAACAAAAUUCUCCAAAUGGUAGUGGUGGCGGUAAUGGUAUACCAUCAGGAACACAACUUCAUCCACAAUUUGGUGUAAUGGGUAAAGGACCAAUUGUUGUACCUGGUAUGCCAGCUGGUUUAAUAAGACCCUUUCCAACGGUAGCAGGUGGGCCACCUCCACCACCAUCAUCACAUCAAUCACCAGGUCAACCACCUCAACCUGAUAUUAAAGCUUUACCACCGUAUAUUAAUUCACCCGAUAUGGUUCCUCCACAACAUCAUAAUCCACAUUUAUUAGCUGCAGCACAAUUUCAAAUGGCUGCUGCUUUACAAGCUGGCCAUGUAUUAGGAGCCGCAGCAGCUGGUCUGCCACCACAUUCACCAUUUUUACCAAAUCAUCCUGCAAUACCAAGAGAUAGUUAUCCAUUAUAUCCAUGGUUAUUAUCAAGACACGGAAGGAUAUUUCCACAUCGUUUCCCAGGAAAUUUCUUAUUACAACCAUUCCGUAAACCAAAACGUAUACGUACUGCAUUUUCACCAUCACAAUUAUUAAAAUUGGAACAUGCAUUCGAAAGUAAUCAAUAUGUUGUUGGUGCUGAACGUAAAGCAUUAGCGCAAUCAUUAAAUUUAUCUGAAACACAGGUAAAAGUAUGGUUUCAAAAUCGUCGUACGAAACAUAAGAGAAUGCAACAAGAAGAUGAAAAAGGUGGUGGUAAAAAUUGUGGUGAUUCAAGUGAUAAAUUAAACAGCUGUGACGAUUCAGAUGAUGAACUAAUUGACAUGGAAAUGGAUGAUUGUCCAAGUGAUGAUGAAUUAGAUGCAAGUCAUUAGUUUGUGAAAAAUGUCAAAAAGAAAUGAAACAAAAAAAAAAAUAGAAAAGAAAAGGAAAAAAUGGGCUUUAGAUCCUUUACCUUUUUUUUUUCUAAAUAAAUAAUUUUUUUCCUAUUCUUUUUUUUUUCUCUUGGGUCCUAUAAACAUUUAAAUUGAGUUUUUAUAAAAUUUCAAGUGUUAAAAUAUGUAUGAAUGUAAUUUAAUAGAUAAAUUUCAUUUUGUACAUUGUAUAUAUACAUAUAUAGAAAUUUGUAUUUGUAUGUGUAAUUAAAAUAAUAUUUUUAAAAUUUUUUGUGAAUUAGUAAA